UAUUUUGCUAGAUUAAAUUAAAUGAAAAUCGAUGGUUUUAAGAAAAAUUUGUUACGUAAUCAAUAUUACGUUUGCAUUUCUCCAGCUUGAUAAUGAAGCGAUUUUUGAUUUCGAAUCAUGUUGUUGCUAAGAAUGCCGAACAGGAGGAGGAAUCGCAGAAACAGAAUGAGAAAAGAAAAGCUAAAAUGCGCAAAUAUGAUGACAGCUAUCUCGAGUUUGGAUUUACGUAUAAGGUGGUAAAUAGUGAAGAUUAUCCACAAUGUGUAGUGUGCCUUAAGAUUAUUUCGGUGGAAUCUAUGCUUCCCAGCAAGCUUAAGCGGCAUUUGGAAACCCAACACCCGAACUUGGCAAAAAAGGACAGGGAUUUUUUUCAACGGAAAUUGGGUGAAAACAAGCAGCAGCAUGUUUCUUUUUCACGACAAACGCACAUCAACAGCAACGCGUUGCUGGCAUCAUAUAAAGUGGCCUAUCGUGUGGCGCAGUGUAAAAAAUCGCAUACCAUCGCAGAAGAAUUGAUCUUGCCAGCCGCCGUGGAUCUGGUUUCGACUAUGAUUGGAGAGCAUGCAAGUCAACAGCUGUCGAAAGUGCCCCUUUCCAACAAUACCAUUGCACGUAGGAUUGACGACAUGGCCAACGACAUCAACUGUCAGCUCGUUGAUUUUUUGAAAAACCGAGAGUACGCAUUGCAGUUGGAUGAAGCUACGGAUAAUAUUGCGGAGAUUCCACCUGUUUAGACUACUGCGCGAAAAUUAGUUGCGUGGAUUUUUCUUGCGUGGGCCCACAGAUAUAAAACCAGACCGCGUCCUGGUGAAUAUUUUACGCUGUGUUGUUGGGUACACAUUUAGUGAUAGUUUUGCAUUGUAAACAAACAUUUAUAACGCACCUACGCUGAAAAUAAGGCUUAUCAUUUAUUUGCGUCGGAAUCUAUAA
Messenger RNA from Aedes albopictus (Asian tiger mosquito), 930 nucleotides. Its product is annotated as zinc finger BED domain-containing protein 5-like. The record is from RefSeq and is a predicted model, not a curated record. Bases 93 to 734 code for a protein of 213 amino acids. NCBI's taxonomy places the organism in Eukaryota, Metazoa, Arthropoda, Insecta, Diptera, Culicidae. The transcript has a single exon.